UGGACCUGGCUGCCAAGCGCCUUCAAUACUCAAAAUGGACUUGAGGGCUCCUGCAAUACUCAAAAACUCAAUUCUGAUUCAAUGUCCAUACUACAGUACCUGAAAAAAUAGAGCCAGCAUUAUCCGAGGUGGGGAAGCAGGAAUUCAGCUAAGGGGAAGCUUUUAAAAAUCCCAGAAAAAAAAAAAAAAAAACAAACCACAAAAUAAAGCAAAACAAAAUCCCAAGUUAUUUAAAAAGUUUAAAAAAUGCUUAUGCCCGCAAACAUGGACAUAACAAUGUCCAUUGUUAUGUCAAUGUUAUGUUACUGCGAUGGACAAUAACACACACAGUUAUUGCGAUGGACAUCACAAACAAUGCUUUGUGAGUGGGACCAGCGGGUCGGGGUGACAUUGCACACGCCAGCAAGCAAACAACGCCUCUUUGGAGAUGGGUUGCUCAAGUUUCCCCUCCUGCUGCGCCACUUAUGGCAGGAGUCCCUCUAUAAAACCCAGGCCCUCCAAGGUCCCCCGCUGUGGCCACCUCAGACCCACUUUGCUCCCAGCGUGCUGAGAUCUCCACUGGCCUCCAGGCAUGAGGGUGCUUUGCGUGGUCUUUGCUGUGCUCCUGCUUUUCUCCUUGGCCACCCCAGGGUACGGGCAGUAUAAGGGCUCUUGUGACGGAUACUGUUCCCACAUGUGUGGCAAAAGGGACGAGUGGACUUUCAGCCAGUCCUGUGGGAAGAGGUACUGCUGCAUCCCCCCACCCAAAAAGGGAAAAUGAUUGUGAAAGAGUCCAGCUGUGGAGGAAGAGCAGCACUCGUGGGAGGGUUCCCAGCGCUGUAUCCAUGGUGUGACAGAGACGGUGUUCACUGCUUUCAAGUAAA
Molecule: messenger RNA, 863 nt
Organism: Phalacrocorax carbo (great cormorant)
Lineage: Eukaryota; Metazoa; Chordata; Aves; Suliformes; Phalacrocoracidae
Source: RefSeq, a predicted model, not a curated record